AUGGAUGCAAUAGAUUUAAUUAUACCCAUCGUGAUUUUGUUAGUAACGUUAUUCUACCGCUUUAUUUAUAAAAAAACGGAAUUUUCUCUUGAAAAACUCGAGGGAAAGAAUGUGAUUAUUACCGGAGCUAGUUGGGGUAUUGGGGCGGAAGUAGCGUACCACUGUGCAUUGAACAAAGCAUCAAAAAUCAUAAUUGCAGCACGUAGAACAUCUCUUUUAGAAAAAGUUCGCGAUAAAUGUUCACAUCUCUCCAAUAAACAGUCCAGGAUCAAAGUGGUCACUUGUGACCUUGGUAUCGAGGAAGAAUGUGUUCGAUUAGUUAGAGAGUCUCUUGAUUUCUUUAAGGAUAGUAAUGAUGAUAGUAGAAUUGAUCUUUUAAUUUUGAAUCAUACACACUCAGUUUUUGAGCGUAUAAAUUUUUCCGAUCCCACAGGAGCGCUAGAAAAAACAAGAAAUCUUACAAACGUAAAUUUUAUCGGUUUCGCUGCAUUAGCACAUCAUGCGAUUCCACACAUGUCAACAUCCUCAAACUCUUCCACAAUAAUUGUAGUUACAACUCUGCUCGCAGAAAUCUCAUUAGGAAUGUCAUGGGCAUACAGCGCCACAAAAUCUGCGAUAAAUUCUUAUUUCAACUGUUUGCGAGAUCAACUCUCACAUGCUAAACUUCCGAUCCGUGUCACUAUCGUUCAUUUGGGCGCCGUAAAUACCGAACAAUGGCAAAGUAAUAUUGCUAAGUUUCCAAAAUUUUGGUUUGGAAGUUCAUCGUUUAUAGCUAAAGAUCCGGGUGAAACUGCCGAGGUUAUUUUACGGAGUGGAUUGAGGGGUGAAAAGGCGGUUUGGUUUCCAUGGUACACUAUCUUUGUGAGCAUUAUUUACGGUGUUGUACCGGAAAUAGGAAGAUUAAUCGGAAGGUUUAUUGAAGAUACAUUAUUUUCUUGA
This is a messenger RNA of Ambispora leptoticha, 939 nucleotides long. NCBI's taxonomy places the organism in Eukaryota, Fungi, Glomeromycota, Glomeromycetes, Archaeosporales, Ambisporaceae. The record is from the annotation of a GenBank genome assembly.